Molecule: messenger RNA, 2685 nt
Organism: Danio aesculapii
Lineage: Eukaryota; Metazoa; Chordata; Actinopteri; Cypriniformes; Danionidae
Exons: 17
Coding region: 256-2436 (726 amino acids)
Source: RefSeq, a predicted model, not a curated record
CGUGCUUCACAUCGACAACAAAAAACUGAACUACAGCUUUUUGCUCUUUGCCGUGAACGUUCAUGUGUACUGAAUGAAAGUACUACAUAGGAGGCAACUUUCCAAACGUGCUACAGAAAGCUGGGUCAUGUUUUACGUCGUUGGGUCAUUUUUAGAGACAACCCAAUAGUUGGGUUAAAUUCGAUUCCCGCCGUGAUGCGACGAAUUUCAACGGUCCAGUCAACUGACGAAACUGCUGGUGGUUAAGAAAGAUAAAUGGAUUCAUUUGUGAGGGAAAAACUGCACCAGUGGAACCUUGGUGAUUUGGUUGAAAGAUUUAAAGAGGAAGCUGUGGAUGAAGAAAGUUUUAUGUUACUUGAUGACCCUAGCAUUGCUGCGCUAAUUCCAAAAAUUGGUCCCAGGGUUAAAUUCAAGAAAUUCCAUUCAGAACUGUUGGCAUCUGCGGGCCUUAAUCCUGACUACAAUCAGUCUUGUGUGAAUCAUUCAUCAAUAAGAAAUGAGCCACCAACACCAACUCAGACAGUAGAAGAAAACCGUCAGACGACAAGAAGCAGCUUCACCUUUGAUGUACGAGAAAUACUCAAAACAUGUGGCGGAGCAACAUUAGUAACAGCUUUAGACAGAGACAGAUUCCUGAGCCUCAAGGAGCGACGUCGUAUGGUGAGGCUGUUAGUGACCUAUUUAAUGGAGAAGUUUGGAGAAACGCCAACAUCUGAGACCAAAAAAGAAAUGGCUUUAGCAGUGACUACUCAGUUUCCUUGUCUGAAAAGCAGUGUGGGAAAUGGAUAUGAGGCCUGGUAUACUCCUGCUCGAUACCGACACCCUGCAACCGGUUAUCUAGAAGAAAGACUUCGCAAUGUGAGGAAACGUCUCAGAGCUCGACACAGUCAGAGACAGCUCAGCUUUCCACUGCUAUCCCAGAGUUCCUCAGUUCAAAGUAGUUUUCCAAUGCCAGAGUCCGAGUCUUCAUUCUCUGACAUUCACACAAUUAUUGAGAGUCUAAAGAACAACAGAAGCCCUCAAGGAGAAAUGGAGGAGUUUAUAAGAUACACAGCCUCGUGGAUUCACUCGUCCGAACCCAAAAGUGUUGAGGAAAUCAAAAAAGAAAGUCCCACACUUCGUGACUGUCUUGGCAUGUCUGUGGGCCUUAGUCCCGUCAACAUUCAGUCAUGUGUAAAUCAGUCGCCAAUAAGAAAUGAGCAACCAACACCAACUCAGCUAGAAGUGGAAACCUGUCAGACAACAACGAUCAACUCCACCUUUGAUGUACGAGAAAUACUCAAAACAUGUGGAGGAGCAACAUUAGUAACAGCUUUAGACAGAGACAGACACCUGAGCCUCAAGGAGCGACGUCGCAUGGUGAGGCUGUUGGUGACCUAUUUGAUGGAGAAGUUUGGAGAAACGCCAACAUCUGAGACCAAAAAAGAAAUGGCUUUAGCAGUGACUACUCAGUUUCCUUGUCUGAAAAGCAGUGUGGGAAGUGGAUAUGAGGCCUGGUAUACUCCUGCUCGAUACCGACACCCUGCAACCGGUUAUCUAGAAGAAAGACUUCGCAAUGUGAGGAAACGCCUCAGAGCUCGACAUAGUCAGAGACAGCUUAGCUUUCCACCGCUAUCCCAGAGUUCCUCAGUCCAAAGAAGCUUUCCAAUGCCAGAGGCCGAGUCGCCUUUCACUGACAUUCACACAAUGAUUGAGAGGCUUAAUAACAACAGAAGCUCUCAUGAUGAAAUGGAGGAGUUCAUGAGAUAUACAGCCUCAUGGAUUCACUCGUCUGAACCAAAAACUGUUGAGGAAAUCAAAAAAGAGAACCCCACACUUCACGACUGUCUUGCAACGAUAUCACAGGAUUUUGGAGUAUUAUUCCCUGAUCAUGUCGGCAGCCUUUAUGAGUUGUGGCUGCCUGUCUUCGCUGACCGGAUUUUACUUUUAGCGAAAAAAGAAGCCAAAGCUUCUGAUGUCCUUCCAGAAAACCUGGAAACACUGGAGAAGGAUGUUCGUGGAGAAAUUGCUUUUAAAGCCCUUCCUGCAAUCUUGCCAUCAUCGCCAUACCACACAAAUGGGAAAAUGGUUCGUCCAACAUAUGCUGAAGUGAAGAGCAGCUUCAUUGACAUUCAGCCAGUUGGAACUAAUAUGGUUCAGUACCUGAACAGUGGGAUGAGCCAGGAUUCACCACACAUACUUGUGCUUGGAGACAAAGAAAACUCUUCGCAAAUGUUCGUCGUUUUCAGCGGGCAGGCAGUGGAACAGGAGACCUUACUGCAAGCAGUGGAUUCAUGUUUUAAACUUUUUCACGUCUAUGACAUUAACUAUCCAAAGCCCUCUGCUCCCAUUUGGGAGUUUUUGCAACACGCAGUCUAUAAUAUCCCCGGAGGCGUUCCUUCAACACACUGCAGUCUCCUAAAAAACUUUGUAUUUCGCAUUACUGAUCAACAGUAGGUUUAUGUAAUUUUGCUUGCUUAUAUGUUCUUAAUUUUUGUGUUAGAAAUUUGUGUACUGCAUUAUACCAUCAGUAUGUUCAAAAAAGGGGUUUUGAAUUGUGUACUGUACUGUACACAGCUUGACUAUUUAAUGUGCGCUUUUUAAAUUCAUUUUCAGUAAAUGUUAUAGAGAUUGUUUGAUUUAGAAAGAAAAUAUUUGUUUAUUAAAUUUGAUUUUAUACUUAAAUAAAAUAUUUGAAAAAUUAAA